Molecule: messenger RNA, 1522 nt
Organism: Fundulus heteroclitus (mummichog)
Lineage: Eukaryota; Metazoa; Chordata; Actinopteri; Cyprinodontiformes; Fundulidae
Gene: fbxl15
Product: F-box and leucine-rich repeat protein 15
Exons: 5
Coding region: 463-1392 (309 amino acids)
Biological process (GO): SCF-dependent proteasomal ubiquitin-dependent protein catabolic process
Cellular component (GO): SCF ubiquitin ligase complex
Molecular function (GO): protein binding
Source: RefSeq, a predicted model, not a curated record
UGUUAUGAAAAGCGAUUAAUUCCCCGGAUAACUAUUUUAAACAGCCACAGACGCAUAUUUCUUUGGAUUUGACUCAGAAUAAAUUACACGUCUGUUUCCUCAGAAACGAAUUGCACGUGCUUUUUUUUAAUAAUCAACAUUUAACGGCAUCUGCUUUAUUGACCACUUGAAUUAGCCUACUAAACUAAACAGCAACUCAAUAUUAAGCAGAUUCGUGUUUAUUGUCGGGAUUAUACAAAUAAAUUAUACGGACACAUUUUCAAAGUAGCGUGAUCUCCAGUGAGACCAUUUCUCGCACUAUCCCUCGUUCGCGUUAAUUGUUCCGACAGUCCGUGAACGCAGCUGUCGGUUUGGGUUACACCUCAAGCGUUUUCCAAGAUGCUAAAGCAAAAUACGCUCCUUAGGUGUCAAUCUGGAGAGCAUCUUGCCCCGAAAACCAGCCUAUAACCCAGCGGGUUCGCGAUGGAUGAAGAAGGCAGGGGCCAGACCGUUCGCAGAGUCAAAGUUCAGCUGUCACCGCCGGGUUUGCUCUCCUGCAGAUGGCAUCUCCUGGACCUGCCCUGGGAGGACGUUCUCGUCCCGCACAUCCUGUCCUGUCUACCGCUGCAGCACGUCGUCCGCCUGCGGAGGGUGAGCAAGCAGUUCCACGGCCUCGUCCAGGUGUACCUGGCCAACUGCAGGACCUUUAAUUUUUCCGCUAUCGGACCGUCCGUCCCCAAGGAAGCGUUUUGCGAAAUGCUAAAGGACAAUAAAGUUCUCCAGAACCUGUCCCUCCAGAACUGCUCCGACUGGGUCACGGACAAGGAGUUGCUUCCUGUCGUCGGCCAAAACCCGCAUCUGCAGAGGGUAGACAUGAGCGGCUGUGCCUCUCUUACCCGCCACUCCUUGGUGGCCGUGUCCUUGAGCUGCACGCAUCUCCAGCAUCUUGGCCUGGCUCACUGCGAGUGGGUGGACUGCCUGUCCCUGCGCAGCCUGGCGGACCACUGCGGCGGGCUUCGGUCGAUCGAUCUCACCGCCUGCCGCCAGCUGAAGGACGACGCCAUCUGCUACCUGGCCAAAAAGUGCUCGGCGCUGAAGUCCCUGUCGUUGGCGGUCAAUGCGAACAUCACAGACGAGUCGGUGGAGGAGGUGGCCAAGAACUGCAGGGGUCUGGAACAGCUGGAUCUGACGGGUUGUCUGCGAGUCAGGAACCAGUCCAUCAGGACCCUCGCAGAGUAUUGCCCAAAGCUGCAGUCCCUGAGGGUGAAUCACUGCCACAACGUGACGGAGUCGAGCCUCGAUCCUCUGCGGAAGCGCGACGUGACGAUCGAUGUCGAGCCGCCUUUACCGAGAGCUCUGGUGCUUCUUCAGGAUAUGCUGGGAUUCGCUCCUUUUAUCAAUCUCCAGAUCUAGCCACAGGGUAUUAUUUUAAACAAGCCCCCAAAGCGAGGCGACUGACGGCUGUCACCUAAACCGGCGUCACGUGAUGCACAGUGUUUGGGGGAAAACAUCAUUUGACGCUUGAGGCAAACAUGGAAUAAAA